AUGGACAAAAGUGCACUUUGUGUUUUGCUUUUCAUGAUUAUACAACUAGCAAUCCCUGCCAACCUCUCUGGUGUAGAUCCUACCAUUUUUUGUUCACCUACUGCCAGAAACUACACUCCUAAGAGCCAAUUUGAGAAUAAUCUGAAGCAGCUAUUUGAGUCAUUGUCUUCAAACACUUCAAUCUCUGGCGGUUUCUACAACACCACUAUUGGAAAUAACACUGACAGAGUCUUUGGACAAGCACUUUGUAGAGGGGAUGUGAACUCUACAGUUUGUCGAAAUUGCGUCUAUGAGGCGAGCCAGGAGCUUUUCAAGAGUUGUAAUACGAAUGAUGCAAUGAUAUGGUACGAAGCAUGUCAAGUCCGCUAUUCCUUCCAGAUGUUCUUUUCAUUGAUGGUUUACGUUGGAAAUUAUCCGAAGCAGGAUAGUCAGGAGAAGAGAGUGUCAAAUCCGGAUAGCUUUAGUCAUGUUUUGAUUUAUUUGAUGAAAAACUUGUCCGAUGAGGCUGCCUUUAAUCCUUCUAAGCAUAUGUUUGCAACUGGGGAAGUAAAAUUUUUAGGGAAAAAAAAUAUUUAUGGUCUGCAACAGUGCACGAGAGACAUCUCUGAAAGUAACUGCAAAACAUGUUUGGUUUCUGCUUUAGGGGAUCUUUGGGCUUGCUGCUCUUCUAGCCAAGGUGGUGCCGUUGUGGGUAGGAAUUGCAAUGUGAGGUUUGAGAUGUUCCGAUUUUUUGACGACAUGUCAAGCUCUCUGAUAAUUUACCCAUAUUUCGAAGAGCCAUGGUAA
Messenger RNA from Prunus armeniaca (apricot), 786 nucleotides. The record is from the annotation of a GenBank genome assembly. NCBI's taxonomy places the organism in Eukaryota, Viridiplantae, Streptophyta, Magnoliopsida, Rosales, Rosaceae.